This is a messenger RNA of Ruditapes philippinarum (Manila clam), 1658 nucleotides long. RefSeq lists its product as uncharacterized. The record is from RefSeq and is a predicted model, not a curated record. Bases 244 to 804 code for a protein of 186 amino acids. NCBI's taxonomy places the organism in Eukaryota, Metazoa, Mollusca, Bivalvia, Venerida, Veneridae. The transcript is spliced from 3 exons.
GAAGAGGAAAUAGAAGAAAGAAUUCCGGAUUCCUUCCAGCGGAAUGUAGUAACAGAGGAACUCUAUGUGUCAAAUUACAUUUAUGAUGAAUCAGUUGACACUAUAUCUCCUGGAAGAAUAACAGAUGUAGGGAUAAAUAAUAUUGAGUCCGAAACAACAGAAAGUGGGGAAAACAGAAAUUUGACGCUUACUUGGACGGCAACCGGGGAUGAUAAAAAUCAGGGUCGAGCCUCGGCAUACGAAAUGAGGAUAUCUAGCAAUAUUGAAACCUUGCGUGACAAUUUUGAGUUAGCAGAUCACCUUAAUAUGACAAAUUCCUCUAUCUACCCACAAGUUGUUGGAACGACAGAAGCGUUGAAACUUGUUGUAAAUGCAGAAGAAUCGUUUGUUGAAACAAUGUUUUUUGCAGUCGUAGCUGUUGACGAUGCUGGUAAUAAAGGGCCCGUCUCAAAUAUAGUUUCUAUUGUUGUUGCAAGAGAUUAUCGUGUAUCUGGCGAACAAGGUUAUGCAGUUAAUGAGGAGGACGAUGAUACAAUUGUAGAUUUAGGACUAGAUAUGUCAACGCAGGCACGUGACAAUACCACAAUCAUAGUUGGAGUAACAGUUACAUUUGUAGGUCUACUUUUAAUAGCAAUACUCGCAGUGGUAACAUUCAAAAUGUGGAAAAAACCUGCCGUAACAGAUAACCGUUGUUCUGACACAUUGACGGAGGUGGUGUCAUAUCACCCUAAACAACUUGAUAGUAUGCGUGCACCUUCUCCAACCGAACGAAUUAAUGAUCCGAAAUUGUAUUGGCUUAAAUAGCGUCUAUUUGUUAAAGAUUUUCUCAAAGAAGAUGGUUCUCUUCUCGUUACAAAAUGUCCUAUUUCCAUAAAUGGAAAUUAACCUAUCUAUAAUCAAACAUUUUAUUAGGGGACAUUUGUGUAUGUAACCUUGAUUUUUAUUUUAAAAUAGUUAUUAUCACACUGUCAUAUUAAGGGUUAUUUAAGGUGUCAUUUUGUGUAACGCAAAGUUUUAUCAAGUAACCAUAAUAUUUCUAAAUAAAAUUCUCUCUAUCAUUUUUAGAUGAACAUUUAAGGCACCAGGUUAAUGCUUAUUUUAUAUUCGUCACCUAUACAUGCUUUUUUGUUGAUAAAUCAUUGUCAUUUGUUUGAUUAUUUUAAUGGUUGAAAAAUGAUGUUAAAACAACAUAACUGUAUUGUAUUUUGAUCUGUGUAUAAUGACUUAUUCCAUUUAAUGAUAAAAUGUAUGCUAUAAAACCUUUGACAAGGUGAAAUCAACGUGUGUGUGUGUGUCUGUGUGUGUUUGCGUGUGUGUUUAAUUCUUUUUAGAGUGACUGCAAAUCAUAAUUAUACACUUGUGUUGGUAUAUUAAUUUCUCAUAAAAAUGUUUUGAUAUCCAUAGACAUAAUUUCAAAAUUUCUCUCAUGUGGUCAUUUAAAUUAAUGAAAAGUGUUUUUGUGUUGUGUAUCCAUCUUUACAUCACAUGUAUGGUAUGGAUUUUCUCAUCCAUCUGAAUGCCUCAUUUAUUGUAUGCCUAGUGUCUGUAAAUAUUGUAAAAAGUCAUGAGAACUUCGAGUUCGUUAUUUCUCUGGCUCGUGAUAUGUCCUUUUAUUGCUUAUAUUCGCAAUCAACCACACCAUGUUAAGUGUUAGGCCA